Messenger RNA from Drosophila busckii, 3621 nucleotides. Its product is annotated as probable ATP-dependent RNA helicase CG8611. Gene Ontology annotation, molecular function: nucleic acid binding; ATP binding. The record is from RefSeq and is a predicted model, not a curated record. The transcript is spliced from 6 exons. Gene Ontology annotation, cellular component: nucleus. The coding region runs from base 73 to 3030 and encodes 985 amino acids. Lineage: Eukaryota; Metazoa; Arthropoda; Insecta; Diptera; Drosophilidae. Gene Ontology annotation, biological process: ribosome biogenesis.
GCCUAGAAAUAACGAAAUAAAUAUCUGCAACUUUAUUCGCUUUUGAGCGGCAAAAUAUAUUUAAAUUGCACGAUGUAUCGUACGGAGCGUAUCGAUUAUUUGCGUAAGAAAGCAGCAGCCCUGCAAUCAGCUGUUGUUGGAUGCGCGCACGUUUUUUAUAUUCCGAAUAUUAACAACAAACGCGGCACGAUGUCUGACAAUAUUGUGCUUAAUAUUCACAAUAUAAAGAAAAACCCGAAAAAGCCGAAAAAAGAGCGUGUUCUAAGCGUUACUUCAAAGGUCAUGAAGCGUGCAGCUAACAACAGUUCAGAGGCUAGCUUCCAGUUCACUACUGACAAGCUCAAAGUGAAGGCUCUAGUGAUGCGUAAACGUGCUGUGACCACAGCAAAGGCUACGGAGUCCCAACCUAACAAUGAAGCCGAGCCUAAGCCAAAGAAAAUCAAACAAGCUAUAUUAGCUGAAAAGCCAUCCAAUCCAUCAAUGAUGCCAAAGCCAAAAGCAAAGGCAAUCUCGAAGCAAGUUGAAAUACCAGCAGCUACACGCAAUCUUAGUACCAACGCAGGCAAUGAUGACUUCACUUUUAAUAUAGAUAUAAAGCCAGUGAUUCCCAAGGCGCCUGCAAAAUCUGUGUCAACGAAAAACGAGACAAAAGUAGUUGCAAGCGGCAUAAGCAAGCGUCAGCUAAAGGAGGCACUGGGUGGCAAGAAGCGCCUGGAGAAUCCGAACAAACAGCCACGAGCAGGUGAUUUGUUCAAAGCGCAAAUGGAUGAAGAAUAUAAAAAGAAGCGCGCCGCAGAGCAGCCUACGCACGAAGAGAAACAGUCGGAAGAUGAGGCGCAACAGUCAAAGACAAAUGGAACGCAUUGGGAUGAAGCAUCAGACGCAGAACAAUCUGAGCAAAAAGGUAAUGAAGACGCUGAUUCAGAAGCAGAAUCGGAAAUGGCCAACAAAGUGACCAAAGCUAAGCCAAACAAGCAAAAGGCCGAGACCAAGUCAACUCCAGCUGAGAGUCGAGCACGCGUGAAGAAGAUUGGGCUCUUUGACAAGAGUGAUUUGGUUGCAUUGAAGGAGCUCGGUCAACGUGCCGUCAAGCCAAUUAAAGAGACUAUCUUUACACAGACCAAAAUGGAGACUCAAAAGCUGCAUCCACAUUUAGUUAAGAAUCUAAAGGAGCUACUAGGCAUUACCCUGCUGACUACAGUGCAGGAGAAGAGCUUGCCUCACAUGCUGGCUGGCAAAAAUGUAAUGGUUCGUAGCCAGACCGGCUCGGGCAAAACCUUGGCUUAUGCCUUGCCCAUGGUGCAACGCAUGCAGGCGCAGGAACCGCACAUCCAACGUACGGAUGGCAUACUGGCCUUGAUUGUUGUGCCCACCCAUGAGCUGGCGCUGCAGACGCUCGAGCUGUUCAACAAGCUGCUCAAGCCAUUCAACUGGAUUGUGCCCGGAGCUUUUGUGGGCGGCGAGAAGCGCAAGAACGAAAAGGUGCGUCUGCGACGCGGCAUCAAUGUGCUGCUGGGCACACCUGGACGUCUGGUGGAUCACUUGCUGCACACCGAAAGCUUCAAGCUGAACAAGCUGCAGUUUCUAGUCAUUGAUGAAGCCGAUCGCAUGCUCGAGCUGGGCUAUGAGCGCGAUGUCAAGCAGCUGGUGGAGGCCAUCGCCAAGCAGCGCAGCGAGAACACUGAAGAGUCUCCCAAAGCGCUGCAAAGCAUGUUGCUCAGCGCCACGCUGACCAGUCAAGUGCAGCAGCUGGCAGGAUUGGCCCUCAAGGAGCCUGUCUAUAUAGACAACAGCGAUGAGGCCGCUGGCGCUGCUCUCAAGCAUGGCAAUGGCUAUGACAAGCACAUCAUUGAGGCUCAGCAGCAGGAGAGUCUGGGCGAAUAUCUCGAGGAUAUUACCGGUGUCUUGACCAUACCAGAGAACUUGCAGUUAAGCUAUUUGGUAGUGCCGCCCAAGCUGCGCUUGUGCACACUCUCUGCUUUGCUGGCUACAGAGCUGGCAGCGCAGCCCACAAAGUUCAAAGCCAUUGUGUUUAUGGCCACCACGGAGAUGGUCAAUCUACAUUCUGACAUGCUCAAUGAGGUGCUCACCAGCCGCGUGCUCGAUGACGACGAUGAGCAGGACGCCGAGUUGGACAGUAACCAAGACGCUCCCUUGCUUAAAGGAUUGCGUUUUUUCAAACUCCAUGGCUCCAUGACGCAAACUGAACGCUCUGGGGUUUUCCAAAGUUUCCGCAAGUGCAACAGCUGCGUGCUGCUUACCACAGACAUUUCUGGCCGUGGCAUUGAUGUGCCGGACGUGAGCUUUGUCAUACAGUACACGCCACCGCACACUACGGCGGACUUUGUGCAUCGCGUCGGACGUACUGCACGCGCUGGGCGUCGCGGUCGCGCUGUGCUCUUCCUGGCGCCCAGUGAGGCGAAAUUCGUGCGUCGCUUGGAGGACAAGCGCAUACGCAUUGCCCAGGGCGACAUGUAUAAAUAUUUGGAUGCACUGCUCAAGUGCGAUAAUGAGGCGCAUACAGUGCAGGAGGCAGCAUCCAAUUUACAGCAUAAAUUCCAAUCCCUUGUGGAGGGAGAUCGCGAGCUGCGUGAUCAUUCAAAAAGCGCUUUUGCCUCGUGGCUAAAGUUCUAUCAAACAUUUCCCAAGGAGCUUAAGGAAAUUUUCAAUAAGCAAUGCGCUCACAUGGGACACUUUGCCAAAAGUUUUGGCCUAAAUGAGGCGCCCUCAAAGUUUCUGAAGAACUAUGCAGCGCCCAAAGAGGCGCCACCCACCAAUCGCUUGACCUAUACGGAGCGUGAUCCCGAGAAGGUGAAGCAAGGGAAGCGUGAGAAGCGUCGCCUCUUCACCACCACAGUGAGCGGCGAGGCUGGACGUCAGCGUCAGCCGCAGCAGCAGCAGCAGGCAGAGCGUCAAACGGGCAGCGGUCACUUUAUGAAGAAGCUCAACAAAUCGCGUGCGCUGCUCAUGUCCGAGUUCGAUAGCGGUCUGCCCGCUCUAUCGGCGCCUAAGAAACGCAAACUAGUUUAAGUUAGUCAUAGGAGCAGCUUGGGUGGAAAAUGGAUAACCCAUUGAGCUGCUGCGCUCAGCACGCUUUGCAGCAUUUUGGGGCGCUGUUCAAGCAUUUAAUCGAAAAGAAAAUUGUGUGCGCCGCAGCAGCUAAAAAGAAAAUGAUAAAGAACACACGCCAGUCCGUCCGUCCGUCCGUUGUCAGCGGGCUUAGCUCAUAAAAGUUUCAUUUUUCUCAACUUUUAAGUCCGGACGUCCUGCGGGAAAAGUUGCUGCCAGCAUAUUCUCUCCACAGCCGCUCUCAUCUUUCUUUUUCCAUCUUUCCAUCUGAUUUCUCAACCUAUUUUUUUAUUCCCAUUUUAGAUGCAUCUAAUGUAAGGUUUUAUUUUUUUUCUUAGAAAAUAUUAGAAAUCCAUUUUCCGCUCACUGCAAACUCAUUCAGUUUUAAAAAAUGUCAAACACUUUGUGCUCUAGAGCGUGGGGCGGGGCGGGGCGGCUUGGCUAACGGCACGUGUUAGCCGCCUUUUUGUGUAACUGAAGCGCGUAAUUUGUUGGACAAGCCAUAAAUAAAUAUGAAACAUAAACUUGAUACAGCAACAAAAAAUACACAAC